Molecule: messenger RNA, 1194 nt
Organism: Condylostylus longicornis
Lineage: Eukaryota; Metazoa; Arthropoda; Insecta; Diptera; Dolichopodidae
Exons: 8
Coding region: 1-1194 (397 amino acids)
Source: RefSeq, a predicted model, not a curated record
AUGAAAUAUAAUAAUUUAUUUCAACACAAUCAACAUUAUCAACCAGAGUCACAACAACAGCAACAUGUACAACACCAACAACAACAUUCACAACAUGAAUUAUUAUAUCAUCAUCCAAAACAAAAAAAAAUUAUAACUUCUAGAAUAAGUGAUGUUUAUGGUUAUAAAUAUUACCAUAAUAACAAUAAUAAUAAUAAUUAUUAUGAAAAUAAUAAACAAACAACAACUGCAACUCCAACAGUUCCGCAAUUAACAACAGCAACCAAAUCUAAAACAAAAUUAAUCACGGUAUCACCAAAAACUUCAUCAACAACAAAAUCAUCAAUAUUACAUACAGGUGUAUUAUUUUCAAAAUCAACAAUUACACCAACAAUAAAAACAUCAUCUACUAAGCAAAUAUUACCGUCAACAAUAAGUAUAAAUAAUAUAGUAACUCAAAAACCAACGAUUCAUUCAUUCAUUCUACCAAAAUCAACAAGAAUAACAUCAAUAAUACCAUUAGAGUACAAGAAACAAUCAGGAGUAAUAACAACCAAGAAUCCAAUUAAUAUAAUACCAUAUAUUACUACAGAUAAACAACAACAUAAAAUACGUAAUUAUACACCAAGAUUGAAUAUAUUAAGAAACAAAAUACCCAUUCAGAGUUAUUAUCAACAUAAUGUACAAAAUUAUGAUGAGGAAUCAUUAAAUAGCAUGAGACCACCACCAUUAUUAUUAAAUCAGCAAAUAUUAAGAAAAACUGAAAAAGUUAUGGGCUUAAACCCACCACCAUUAUUAAUACCAACAAAACAAAAAUAUUCAUUAUUUAAUAUUUCAUUGAUAAAUAAUAUAAAAAAUAAUGGUUUUAUGUUACCACAACAAAAAUUUUUAUCAUCAACAAUAAACUUGCCAUCUAUUAUUUUAACAACAACUAAAAAACCAAAUUUUAUACCAACAACAACAACAACUAAAACAUAUCUUGUAACAUCACAUACAACGACCAAUGAUAAUAGUAAUGAUAAUAUAUUUUCAACAAGGCUAUAUAUCCCAGAAACUGAUUAUUAUGAUAUAACAGAUACAAAAGAAACAAUUAAUAAUGGCGAUAUUAAUAAUAUUAAUGACGACAAUAUCAAUAAUAAAAAUAGUGAUAAUAGUAAUAAUUAUGAUAUGAUUCCAACAGAAUCAUUAAAAAAUUAUGAUAAAACAAAUUCGUAA